Dipodomys spectabilis (banner-tailed kangaroo rat) is the source of this 2859-nucleotide messenger RNA. RefSeq names its product zinc finger protein 665-like. Gene Ontology annotation, biological process: regulation of immune system process; negative regulation of transcription by RNA polymerase II; regulation of cytokine production. Bases 652 to 1968 code for a protein of 438 amino acids. The record is from RefSeq and is a predicted model, not a curated record. Gene Ontology annotation, cellular component: nucleus. The transcript is spliced from 4 exons. Gene Ontology annotation, molecular function: RNA polymerase II cis-regulatory region sequence-specific DNA binding; DNA-binding transcription activator activity, RNA polymerase II-specific. NCBI's taxonomy places the organism in Eukaryota, Metazoa, Chordata, Mammalia, Rodentia, Heteromyidae.
UGGCAAUUAGGUGUGUUGGGGGGGCGGAAAUCCUGUCUUCCUGAUGAGAUUGGCUCAGGAUGCACGUUUUCCUCAUAGGUUGUUUGAAACAAGGCUUACCUUCUCUUAGUAAUCUACUUUCCAAUGAAAGAAUGCUAUUCCUUUUGUGUUCAUAAAUAUUGUAUUUUAUGGAGUUCAUAUGGCUUGGUUCUGUGUGUGUGUGCGAGUUUUGCUGUAGUAUUCUCUUUCAGGGUAAAAUCCUUAACUCUGAUUAAUUAGGUGGAAAUUUUAUAUCUUGGAGGUACCUCUCCUGGCUGUGUAAUUAAAGAAUUACCACCGAAAGCAGGCAGUGGUUGUGGAGAACUAUCUCAAAGUCAGCCCUGUUCCCUGAUGCAUCACAGGUGGAUCCACACUGUGGAGAAGCCACACUGCUGUGCUAAGUGUGGGAAGGCUUUCUCCUUGUGUUCCCAUCUCAUGGAUCACGAGCGACGGAGCCAUAGCAGCAUGGAGCCAUAUCUCUGUCCACAGCGUGGAAAGGCUUUCUCCAGACGUUACCGUCUCGUGAAUCACGUGGGACGCCAUAGUGGCGAGAAGCCCUAUGUUUGUGCAGAGUGCGGGAAGGCUUUCUCCACACAUUCCCAGCUCUUGCAUCACGAGUGAUGCCAUAGCGUCAUGAAGCUGUACCUCUGCAAAGUGUGUGGGAAGGCAUUCAGACACAUGUCCAACCUCUCCGUUCACCGCAGGACGCACAGCGGGGAGAAGCCAUACUGGUGUAGUGAGUGCGGCAAGACCUUUGUUGCGCUCUAUAUACACACCAAUCACCACGCUGCGCACAGUGGGACGAAGCUGAAGAUGUACCACUGUGCCAAGUGCGGGAAGACAUUCAGUUACACCUCUGGCUUUGCCACGCACCUCAGGACGCACACUGGGGAGAAGCCUCACUGCUGUGCUCAGUGCGGGAAGAGGUUCAUGCAGAAACAUGGCCUUGUGCACCACAACAGGAUGCACACCGGGGAGAGGCCGUACCGCUGUGCCGAGUGCGGGAAGAGGUUUACGGAGAAAAAUGACCUCACCGUGCACCGCAGGACACACACUGGGGAGCGGCCGUACGUGUGUGACGUGUGUGGCAAGGCCUUCAGCAUGCGUGCCAUUCUCACCAACCACCAGGUCGUGCACACUGGAGAAAAGCCACACAAGUGUACCGAGUGCGGGAAGGCUUUCUCCACACGUUCUUAUCUCUUGGUUCACGAGCAAAGCCAUAGCAGCGAGAGGCCCUACCCAUGUUCUGAGUGUGGGAGGGCAUUCAGACGGACCUUCAAGCUCACUGAGCACUUCAGGACACUAAAUGGGGAGAGGCCCUAUGCGUGUGAAACGUGUGGCAAGGCCUUCCGCGUGCGUGGUACUCUUGUAGCACACCAGGCUGUGCACACUGGCCUCGGGCCACACAGGUGCAGCAAAUGUGGAAUUGCGUUCAGCCAGGCCUAUAGCCUCCUCCAACACAGCAGUGUGGACACUGAAGACAGGCCGUUCCAGUGUGUGUGUGGUAAGGCCUUCAGCACACUUGCCUCCUUCUAUGGACACCAGGCUGUGCACAGUGGCUGUGCAUAUAAGUGUGAUAAUUGUGGGAAGGUGUUCAGCCAGGCCAGCGAUCUACUCAUACACCGCAAGACACACACUGGGGAGAAGCUGUUUGUGUGUAGUGAGUGCGGGAAAGCCUUUAAAUCCCACUCAGAACUCCACAGCCACCAUGCCAUCCACACACAACGCAAGUCCCAUCUGUGCACAGAGUGCGGGAAGGCAUUUUCCCGGAAGGUGAAUCUAGUGCGCCACCAACGGAUGCACAUCAGAGGAGAGGGCCCCUACGUGUGUGACGUAUGCGGCAAGGUGUGCAGCAGGCGCUCCAACCUCACGUGCCAUCGCAGGCUUCACACCCAAAAGAAGCCCUGCCAGACAGCAACAAGGCGUGAUCCACCCAUGUGUGGCCUUUAAGGACUUAUUCUCCACAGAUCAUGAAGCCCUGAACCAGAGUACCUCAGGGACAGUGCCCAGGCCCUGAAUUCAAGCCCUUGGACUGGCACUGAAAAAUGAUGUAAGUUUAGCUACUGUUGAGGCUCUCAUAAUCCCUAUGGCCCUGUAUUCUGCAGUAACCCUGUUGCAUAGGGUGAUUGUAUCUCCACUUUUUUCUUUUUGAUCAUCCCAGGGGGAAUGUUUCAGGUUGGAUCUGAAUUUCCCAGGACGCACUGCCAUGGAGGGGACAGGUGACAUGGAGGUGGUGGCUCCUGGGGAGGUGGCAUCCUGAGGUCACACAUCCACAGGCCUGGCUCCCACCCUCAGGCCAUCAGGACCUGGUGCUGAUGCUCCGCAGUUGUUGGGAGGGGGUGGGAGAGAACCAGUACAGGUGCAAGGCACAUCAGGAGCCAGGGCAAGCUGUGGUGUCCCAGCAGCCAGAGAGACAUGUGGAGAGCCCAGAUGGAGGAUGAGGAAACAAGGGAGAGGAUUUUCUGAAGCCAGGCUUGAGCUAGGUAUGGGUGCUUUGGGUUUGCAGAGCUUCUGCAGAAUCUAGGUGUCCCGGAUGUAACUCAUUCCUGCUGUCAGUCAUAAAGACACUGGGCUGCAGAUGGGAAGGUGUGGGAGUUUGAAACUCUGAAAUCAGGGGGCCAUGUUUGUCCUGAGCUCCGUCCCAGCAGGAUGUGCUGAGUGUGGCUGUCCCCUCUCCUUGACCACACACUGGGAGGAAGCGAGAAGUCUGUAGGGCUCUGCCCCACCAAUGGACCUGGAUUCAGUGGGGAGAUGUGCAUGAGGCACUGGUGAUGGUGAUAGUUUCCUGAUAGAAUAUAAAGAACAAGUGCCUUUUUUUUUUGGUCCGGUCGUGGGGCCUGA